CGAGGGAGAGAGAAAGAGGAAAGCAGAGACAGAGAGUUGCGCAGGACCAGUGAAGAGAGAAGCUUUUUGCUGUGAUAAGUGUUUUCAUCAAUAGACUUGUUUUUUGGCUGCUGUGUCGUGGGGAUUGCAGACAUUUUGUCAUUUGCACGCUAUCACUUUGUCUCGCACACUACUUGGAUUCUCUGCUUACUUGCAUGCAGACAGACACACACAGCAGCUGCUGUGCUAGAAUGGCAAGAUGCUGAUGCAUUGUGGCAUGUGUCUCAGGUGUGCAUGAGAUGGGGAUCAGUGUGUGCUGAUACCCAUGCACACUUUGACUUGAUGCCGAGUGCCUCUGACAGGCUACGGGACUCAUAGCCGGCCAGGCCAAGGGGCCCUCCAUGCCAUGGAAGAAUGCAAGCAGAUCAUGGCACGCCAGAAAUCUAACAGCCAGUCAGACUCACAUGACGAUGAAGUUUCUCCCCCACCACCCAACCCUGUUGUCAAGGCCCGUCGCCGCAGGGGCGGUGUCAGUGCCGAGGUUUACACCGAGGAGGACGCUGUCAGCUAUGUGCGCAAGGUGAUUCCAAAAGACUACAAGACCAUGACUGCCUUGGCCAAGGCCAUCUCCAAGAAUGUCCUCUUUGCUCACCUGGAUGACAAUGAGAGAAGUGACAUAUUUGAUGCCAUGUUCCCAGUCACCCAUAUUGCAGGGGAAACAGUUAUCCAGCAAGGUGAUGAAGGAGACAACUUCUAUGUGAUUGACCAAGGCGAAGUGGACGUGUAUGUGAAUGGUGAGUGGGUGACCAGUAUUGGAGAAGGAGGUAGUUUUGGAGAGCUGGCCCUCAUCUACGGGACUCCUAGAGCUGCCACCGUCAAGGCCAAAACAGACCUGAAACUGUGGGGCAUUGACAGAGACAGCUACCGACGCAUCCUCAUGGGCAGCACACUGAGAAAGAGAAAGAUGUAUGAAGAGUUCUUGAGCAAAGUCUCCAUUCUUGAAUCUUUGGAUAAAUGGGAGCGCCUGACUGUGGCCGAUGCCCUGGAGCCUGUUCAGUUUGAGGAUGGAGAGAAGAUAGUGGUGCAGGGAGAACCUGGUGAUGAUUUCUUCAUCAUAACAGAGGGAAUCGCCUCUGUUCUCCAGCGCAGGUCUGACAUUGAGGAGUACGUGGAGGUGGGACGCCUUGGACCUUCUGAUUAUUUUGGUGAAAUUGCCCUGCUGCUGAACCGUCCCAGGGCCGCCACCGUAGUCGCCCGGGGUCCCCUCAAGUGUGUGAAGCUGGAUCGGCCACGCUUUGAGCGCGUGCUGGGUCCUUGCUCCGAAAUCCUCAAGAGGAACAUCCAGAGAUACAACAGCUUUAUCUCUCUCACUGUGUGACAUGUGCCCCCUCCACCAUCUGGGCCCCACCAGCAGGGGUGUGCAACAUCAGCAUCAGAGUUUUGGUCAGUGGGUGGGAAAGGGGUGAGGAUGCAGGGUGAAGGAUAUGGGUUUUACAUGCCCAGAUUUGGGGCGCUCAUUUCCUGCCUUUUUCCAUUUUGCGCGUUUCUCUCUUUUGACCUUGUGCACUUUGACUUGAUUCUGUGCUGUCACGUAGCUUUAUGUCAAAAACAACAUGCAGGGGUGUUUUAAAAAAGAAAAAAAAAAAGAAAAAUCAAACAGAGGGCAGAGAUUAUUUAUCUUGUUUCAUAUUGUAAAUGAAUCAUGCAUACAGUGUGUCGGCUGUAUACGAUGCAUGCUUCAAGACUGACAGAAAAUGGCGUUUGCACUUUCAUUCGUUAACAGGAGGGUACGGAUAAUUUCAGGAAAUAAGAAGGAAGUAAAGUCAUGUUUACGUACGGCGGGGGAGGAAGACGGACCAGAUUUGGUUGCACGCUGGCUGCGGUUUGCCUUUUUUAUUUCUGGAGGUGCGUGUUUCCAUUUCUACACUGAAUCAGAUAUGCACUGCACAGAUCUCUGUUCCCUAAAAUGUAGCUGUUAAAGGUAUGAAGAAAAUUAAAUUACUUGCUGUUGUAUUCAUUUUCAACGCUUCUUGAGCUUUUACCUUUUAUUGAGUUCGGAGGCUGUUCGAGGCCUAAUUGAGUUAAAUUCUAACUUUGUUGGUAUUCUGUAUAUUUCUUUUAUCGAAACACCAAAACAAACACUGCUGAAAGUAUUGUGUGUGUAUCAAACGCAUGUAAAACCUUAGUCAUCCAAAGCACACAAAACACAGGAAAAUAACAUUUCAAGGCACACCUGUAUUCAUAUCUGUGCAAAACUGCCUCUGUGUCACCUGAUGAGUUGUCGGAUCUUUUGAUUAUUGGCGACUGAAGGCAUGUUUGGAAGCACAUUUGCCUCUGGAGCUCUCAUUCUGCAUAAGAGUAAUAAGAGACCAGUCCACUAGCUUAUCACUGUCCUCCACUGGUUUAUUCGACACCUCUACGCAGUCCGAACAAACGGUCUUCCUGCAUCUGGAAAACUCAACAUCUGAACAAGUGCAUGAACAAAAUGGGAAAAUGAGUGCUUACAAAGUUCAUUUAACAAUUCAUUCAAACAAGGUAUGAUUGUCACAAAAUCACAAAGCACACCCAGACUUACCUCAUGGCAAAGCAUCUAUGGAUGAGUGAACAAAUAUAUUUAGACCAUAGUUUGUUUAGCAACAGCUCCGUGCACUAUUGAUGGCACUUACUUUCACUGUGUUUCUGGAAAAAUUUGCUCACAACAUUUUUUUACUUAGCCUUUUCAUCAUAUCAAAAUUUUGUGUUAUUAAAUGUUAUAACUACGUUGGUUUUAGAAGUUGCAUUUCCAGUGCCAGGUAUGUGGUUCCUGGGAACAGAUGAUUUAUCGCUUUAUCCCUUCAAAUCCUCGUUUUCCUUAGUUUGUUCAUCUUGCUCAAAGGCUGAAGUGUCUUAUUAUCCGCGUGUUGUCAUGUCAUUACUUUGUCACAUACAAGCAUCAAACCUACUACAGUGGUUGUCACGAGGAACGUUUCGUCAGUUCAGCAGUGCAGCUCAGUGAUGUCCUUUAGUUUUUCAGUGAUAAUGGAGCUCGGUGGCACAGAGGAAUUAACCAAAGCUUUUGAUACACAAACAAUACUUGUUAGUGAAUCUAUUGUUGCCAAUAAAAUAAGAAAAAUGUAGGAAAUCACCAAAGUUUAUCCCCUAAGAUUUUACAAUGUGGUAUGUUGUGUCAAAAUAACUGACAAGUUGCUUUUUCCCCACCUUGAUAUUCUCAAAGCAGACAAACACAGUUAUAAACACACUAACAUGACACACACACCCACACUGUAUAUGCGUGCACUGUCUCAGGACUAAAUACAUUUUCAACACACACACACGUCUUACCUGAUGUUUUUUUUAAGCUGAUUUUGUUCAUUGUUUGCUAGAUGAAAACUUUUGCACCACUUUUAGAGUUUGUACCAUACAGCAGCUUGAUUUAGGUGUUUUUAAGACAUCAGUUCUGUCUUCUGACUGAAAAAAGUUACGAUAUAUGAAUAUAUACAAACUGUUGCUUUCCUUUGAUCUGCUGUAAUCUGUCAAAGUUGCACAACUGACCCAACAACUGAUGUUGUAAAAAAAAAAAAAAAACUUUCUGUAUUCUCUCUCUCUGUAUCUUUUUUUUUGAAACCAUCUUGAACAA
Molecule: messenger RNA, 3595 nt
Organism: Neolamprologus brichardi
Lineage: Eukaryota; Metazoa; Chordata; Actinopteri; Cichliformes; Cichlidae
Gene: prkar1b
Product: protein kinase, cAMP-dependent, regulatory, type I, beta
Biological process (GO): negative regulation of cAMP-dependent protein kinase activity
Cellular component (GO): cAMP-dependent protein kinase complex; cytosol
Molecular function (GO): protein kinase A catalytic subunit binding; cAMP-dependent protein kinase inhibitor activity; cAMP binding
Source: RefSeq, a predicted model, not a curated record